CAAGCAUGAAGCAAUACAAUUCGAGCCUAAUGUUUUGAUACUAGCCGUGCAUGAACGUAGUGCGUAUUAUGUUUACCAUACUUAUUGUAUCAUUGUUAAACGAUUCGAUAUGCAAGAUUCAUUGCUAGUAUACGAAAUUUUUGACCAUUUUAUACACUUACGGUUUAGUCCAUUCAGUAGUGCAUACCUGUGAAUCACGUUAUGGAGCCAAAAAAAGGAAUCGAUCGUGGAAAUCAUAGUGGGGGUGAAGUUUCCAUAGAAGGAGCAGAUGAUACUAAACUAUCUGAUAUGUUUGAUAAAUCUUUCAAAUUAUACAAUGAGCUUAACAAAAGUAAUGAACCGACAAAUAGUCAGGAAGUGCAGUAUAAUAUCAAAACAUUGAUGAAAAAUUUUGAAGAUGUUACAAAGUUAGUAUCAUUGGCAGAUAUGUAUAGCGGUAAUGAAAGUUUUGAAGAAAUAGCUACAGAAAAUAUAAAAUAUUUAUUGUUACCAGCAUUACUUGGUACGUUAACCACUAAAGUAUGUGGUACAGAAGAUAGAAUGCAUAUUGUAAAAGUUGCAGAAAUUUAUUUCAUUGAUUUUCUUAAAAGACUAAAAUCAUAUGGACUCAUCGAUAUUGAUAUUCCUGACAUUAAAGAUAAUGAGAAAACUGAAGAAACAGCUGUCGCUCUUAAAAAAUCAAAUGCAGAAGCCAUUGCCCAAAUGGUCAACUCAAGAAAUGCUAAAAUUCAAAGAUAUCAGAUGCAGAAAGAAUUAGAAAAAAAAUUAGAAAUGUUAGAAAAAAAUCUAAACAAUCCAAAUAUUGAUGAUGAAAGUAAAAGAGAAUAUUUUGUCACACUUAUAAAAAUAUUUGCUAAUCAAGCUUUAGAUGAAAUAAAUUCAUUAGCAGCUGAAAUUCCAAUUUUAGAACAUAUGAAAAAUAUUAAUCAUGACCCAUCGAAACAAGCUGAAAAGAAAAACUAUACAACGUCAAAGUUAAAACCUAUGAUUAUAACUAGAGAUUUAAUACAGAAACAAGUUUAUGGAGCUGGCUAUCCUAGUCUUCCAGUAUUAACUGUUGAUGAAUUUUAUGACCAAAAAAUUAGAGACGGAGAGUGGACUGAACAAAGAAAUAAAAUUGGAUCAAAGAGUUUACAAGAUGUUGCAAGUGGUAAAGUUGAUGAACAAUUAGAGCAAGAUAAAGAAGAUGAGGAAAAAGAAAGAGAAAUUGAGCAAGAUGAUCCUGUAGCUCUUGCUAGAGCUAGAGCCAUGGAUGAAUACAAAGAUACUCAUAAACGAGGUUGGGGCAAUAGAGCCAAUCGAAGCUAAACAAAAUAAACAUUUUUAGCUAUUUGUGAAAAAUUUCUGUUUUACAAAAACGAAUUUUUGUUACUUAAUGAUCAGAAAAUUUAGAAUGCUUUGCUCUUUAAAAUAUUUUUUUGAUCUGUCAUGAAGAUUAUAGAUCUUAAAUUUUAUCCCAAGCGGAGUAAAUAAAAUGUGCCCAAUUAUAUUAAAAUCAAAA
Molecule: messenger RNA, 1501 nt
Organism: Trichogramma pretiosum
Lineage: Eukaryota; Metazoa; Arthropoda; Insecta; Hymenoptera; Trichogrammatidae
Gene: Tap42
Product: immunoglobulin-binding protein 1b
Exons: 5
Coding region: 202-1308 (368 amino acids)
Biological process (GO): regulation of dephosphorylation; regulation of signal transduction
Cellular component (GO): cytosol
Molecular function (GO): protein phosphatase 2A binding
Source: RefSeq, a predicted model, not a curated record